This is a messenger RNA of Nicotiana tabacum (common tobacco), 1976 nucleotides long. The record is from RefSeq and is a predicted model, not a curated record. NCBI's taxonomy places the organism in Eukaryota, Viridiplantae, Streptophyta, Magnoliopsida, Solanales, Solanaceae.
CAAGGCGAUUGAACUCUCUACACUUCCUCUCCCUCGUCUUCUCCUUAUAUAUUUCUUUCUCCGGCGUACUCCUUACGAUCCCUUCCUCCGGCGAAUCGGCUUUGUGAACAACACUAUUGGUGAUCUACAGAAGCAAAGCUGACCUUAUUUGGGUUUGCUGAGCAGUUCAAUGGGCACUAUUUUGAAUCAUCCUUAUAUCUAGGGAUAUUUGUAACGUAAAACAGUCAAGAUUCAAAGUUCCUGUAAUUUGUAACUUUGCUACAUUUAUUUGAUCUGUGCAAUUUUGAAGAAGUAUGAUGGCCUGAAAUGGAAUGAUGCCUCCCAUGUCUCUUCUUUCCCUCUUGAAUUUAGAAAUUUGUAGAUGUUCAUUGAUUACUAAUUUAGAAAGAAUUUGGCAUCUUUAACUUGUGUUGUUUGAUUGACUGAGCUCUGAGAAAUUCUCUUACUAUUUCAUCAAUGGAGAGCUUAGCGCAACUUGAAGCAUUGUGUGAGAGGCUUUACAAUUCACAAGAUUCUGCUGAGCGAGCUCAUGCAGAGAAUACCCUGAAAUGCUUCUCAGUAAAUAGCAGCUAUAUUUCACAAUGUCAAUACAUUUUGGACAAUGCAUCGACUCCUUAUGCAUUGAUGCUGGCUAGUUCAAGCUUGUUGAAGCAAGUGACAGAACAACGCCUAUCUUUGCAGAUCCGGCUUGAUAUUCGUAACUAUCUCAUAAAUUACCUGGCAACAAGAGGAACAGACUUGGAGCCUUUUGUAACUGCAUCUUUAAUUCAACUGUUUUGCCGAGUUACGAAGUAUGGUUGGUUUGAGGAUGACAGUUUUAGAGAGGUGGUCAAAGAAUCCACAAGCUUUCUGAAUCAGGUAAUGAUGUUUAAGAUCUUCUUUUAACCUCUAGAGUACAUGAUAGGGAUGGGGGAGCUGCACAAGAUGAUGGGUUGAGGACCUUUAAAGCUUUUUUUGCUUGUAUCUGGUUUUUUGAAAAUUCAGAACUUCUUGGUUCUAUAAUUGGAAUGUAGUAUGUUAUCUUCCUGUAGAGUCUUCUUACUGUGCUCUUCCUGUUUUCCUUCUCUUUGGAAUGUGCAAGCAACUACGUCUAUACUGCUAAACUUUUUGGCCACACCUUCUUUUUGCUUGAAAUUUCUGAGAUCUCAUUUUCCAUAGUUGGCAUCUUAUUUUUUGAGACUAGUGCUCUUGGUUGGCCUGAGUGUUCUUUUCUUUGUUUUUGGUUUGUUUUCUAGCUAUAUUCACUAGAUUUUACCUGCAGAAAAUACCACUUUUUGUGAUAAUUGAUUAGUCUGGCUUUGCAACUGGGUUGAAAAAUUGUAAGUUGCUUGGGCUUUGUGUCUGAUACAUUGUAAGAUCUUGGUUUGAACUUAUAUUGCUUGGAUCCUCCAAAACUUUCACCGCACUGGUGUUGGAUCCUCCAAAACAACGCAAUUUUGAGGAUUCAACACGGGUGCAACGACUUUUUUGGAGGAUCCAAGCAGUAUAGGCUGGAACAUGACAACAAAACAAUCUAACAAAUACAUAUUGAAAAAGUCAAAGCAGGAAGGUUGUUCACAUGAAGGACAUGCUAGAAAAACUAAGCGUCAACCUUGAAUGCCAAAGAAACUCAGUUUCAAUAAGAAAAAAUGACUGAGGCCUUAAUAAUUACUCCCUCGGUCCCAAUUUAUGUGUCACUCUUUCCUUCUUAGUCAGUCCGAAAAAGAAUAUUACUUUUCCUUAUUUAGAAACAAUUUAUCUUUAGACUUCCUGCUUUACCCUUAAUGCUACACAAUAUCUAUAGUUUGUUUUAGACCACAAGUUUCGAAAGUCUUCCUUUUUUUCUUAAACUCUGUGCCGAGUCAAACACCGCCAUAUAAAAUGGGACAGAGCCACAAAGGAAGUAUUUAUAGAGAGUAAAAUAGGAAGAAAAGAACCCUCAGGGGCUGGCCUGGUGGCAAUUGACUUGAGCCUUGGGGUUUGUUCCCUUUCAAGGU